Molecule: messenger RNA, 1142 nt
Organism: Cyprinodon tularosa
Lineage: Eukaryota; Metazoa; Chordata; Actinopteri; Cyprinodontiformes; Cyprinodontidae
Product: macrophage mannose receptor 1-like
Exons: 3
Coding region: 20-1078 (352 amino acids)
Source: RefSeq, a predicted model, not a curated record
UUCAGCUCAGCCCAGUUUGAUGGUCUGUCAGCUCUAUGAGUAUCACUACAUUAAUGAGGAAAAGACCUGGACUGAAGCUCAGCAGUACUGCAGAGAGAAACACACUGACCUGGCCACAGUGUCUAACAUGGCAGACAUGAAGAGACUCCUCAGUAACUCAGCAGGAAACAUGAAUGAAGCUUGGAUUGGUCUGUAUGAUCAGACAGAUGGUGUCAGAACAUGGUACUGGUCUCUGCCUGGAGUGGAGUUCAAUGAGACAAACUGGAAAGAAGGAGAACCAAAUGAUUAUACAAAUGAGAACUGUGGAUUUAUCGGAGAAAAGCUGAAAUGGGGAGACAUAUCUUGUAAAAGCAUAAAUUAUUUCAUUUGCUAUGAUGAAAGGAAAACAUCAGAGAAAUUCUACAUGACUGAAGAAAAGAAGACGUGGCUGGAAGCUCAGAGUUACUGUAGAGAGAAACACACAGACCUGAUCAGUGGAAUGAAGCAGCUACAGGAUGGAGAAGUGGGGAAACUGAGGAACACUAAAGGAAAUGAAAACUACAUAUACCUUGGUCUGUUUAGAGACACCUGGAAGUGGUCAGAUGGAAGCAGCUUUUCUUUCAGACACUGGAACCUUCAGUUUGAGGAUGAGAAAUCCAACAGUGGUCAAUGUGCCAUGACUGUGUUUGAUGAUGGAGGCAGAUGGAAGAAUGUCGACUGUAAGGAAGAAAAACCCUUCUUCUGUUAUGAUGAUAAAGUGAUCCUGAUCAAAGAAAAUAAAACCUGGGAGGAUGCCUUAUACUACUGCAGAGAUCACUACCAUGACCUGGUCACCAUCACCAGCCUGGAUGAGCAGAGAUGGAUCCAGGAGAAAGCCAAGAACGCCUCGACUGAUUAUGUCUGGAUGGGACUGCGCUACACCUGUACUCUGGAUUUCUGGUUCUGGGUCAGUGAUGAGGUGGUCAGGUAUAAGAACUGGGCCUCAGGGGAACCAGUGGAUGACUGUGACAUGUCUGGAGCCAUGGAGACACGUGGAGAACAUAGGUGGAGCAAAAUAAAUGAUCUAAAGGAGUUUAAUUUCCUCUGUUCAAAGUCCUAAACCUCAUUAUAUUAUCUGAUAAAGUUCUUGUAUUCAUAUGAUAAUUUCUUCACUUCUUUAGGAU